AAAAAGUUGUUGAAGUUUUUAAUCUCUAUUUUCAGGGGCAUUUGUUAUGAAGAAAUAUCAGAUAAGAUAAAAGGGGGAGACAUAUAAUCAUUUAAAAAUCAUAGAAGUUUUAGGAUUUUAGUAGGGUAACAUUUUAGUGCUCAUUAUUGUGUAUUAAAGUUUUUAUUUAGUUUGUACAGGAAAUCCUUGAAAAGUAUGGCGUAAAUCUAAUAUCGUGCAUGUAUUUGCAACACCCCAAGUGUAUUUUCCAUCAUUAAGUGCUCCCGUGUUCUCAAAAUGUCGAGAUCAAGUUCGCUAGAAGACAUUCCCGAUCAAUGUAAAGACCUGUUCACACAAGAUGGAGUGCUCCUCAAGGCCUGCCUCGGCAGACCGGUCACGGACCUCAACUCCAUCGGGAUGCUGUGCAUCGUGCAGAACCCUGACCAGACGAAGUCGAUCGAGUGGAGACCCAACGACCUGAUCACAAUAGACUCGGACGCUCAGGACCAGGAGUGGGCGGUCGUCAACACUAUUGGUAUAACCAUGUCUUUUGCUAAAGGUCGUCGCCAACGUACACUAAGCGGCAACAUAACAUCGGACUACGCGACAGCCAGAGCGCGCAUCAUCAAAAUAAGUCUAGACGAAUUGAAGACCUUCCGAGUAACGAGAAAUAACCAGCAGAUGCAAUUCUCCACGAAGCCAGGAGUUUGGCAGACGACAUUCUACUUCCAACACGGCAAUGCUGAAAUUUUCGUCGCAUAUUUAAAGAAUCAUAUCAAAACUGCGAAGACGAGACACGAUAGGAAUACUUAUGUUGUCGUCGAACCUAACAUUGAGUCGCAAGUCCUGAAUAGGUCUUUUGCGGAACUUGAUAUCUUUACUGAGAAUACUACUGAUGUUGUCUGGAAUCUGAUGUCGAAUUUGCGACAGAGGCCGUAUGAGACUACAAUGGAAGCUUUUUCGAAACUCACUGAUAUUGUUUACUACGGCAACGAAGGCAUGAACGGUAAGCGCGAUGUGUCCGAAGAAGUAGCUGAUCUGCUUACCAAGAGUAUGAGUGCUAUUGAAGAUUCCACCACGUUGACACGAACGGAUGAGUACGAGGUUAUCAGCGUUAAGCCCACGCUACCACCACGACCCAGUAUACCUAGAGGCACCCCCCUAUCCACAGAAAAGUGGGACGGAUUGCAAGACACAGAAGGCCGAGUCACAGAAGUCGAGGGAGUCAAACAGUUGAUAUUUAGAGGGGGUGUAGCCCAUUCAAUACGACAAUCAGUAUGGAAGUAUCUGCUAGACUACCAUCCGUGGCACAUGACGCAUGCAGAGCUCAGAGCUCUGACCAAGAAGAGAACAGAAGAAUAUUUCUCCAUGAAGCUGCAGUGGAGGUCCAUGACUGAGGGGCAGGAAGCAAGGUUUUCAGAAUACCGUGACAGGAAGAGUCUAGUUGAGAAAGACGUGAACCGAACAGACAGGACGCACCCGUUCUACGCGGGCGACAACAACCCUAACUUAGUGAUCCUUCAAGACAUCCUCAUGACCUACGUCAUGUACAACUUCGAUUUAGGCUACGUACAGGGCAUGUCGGAUAUACUGGCGCCAUUGUUGCUGUUGCUAGGCAACGAGGUCGAUAGCUUCUGGUGCUUUGUAGGAUUCAUGGAUAAGAUUGCGUCGAACUUCGACAUGGAUCAGGCGGGCAUGAAGCUGCAGCUGGUCCAGCUGCAGCAGCUGCUGCUGUUCGCGAGCCCCGAGCUGGCGCAACACCUCGCGCAGAAGGACUCCGGGAACAUGUACUUCUGCUUCCGGUGGCUGCUCGUCUGGUUCAAGCGGGAGUUCUCCUAUAGAGAUAUUAUGAGACUUUGGGAAGUAUUAUGGACGGAAUUGCCAUGUGCAAAUUUCCAUUUAUUGAUAUGUGUUGCCAUUCUUGAUGCCGAAAAAGAUAUUCUUAUCAGUAAAGACUAUGGUUUUACUGAGAUAUUGAAACACGUAAACGACUUAUCCAUGUGCCUGGACGUCGACAAAAUACUCAGUACUGCAGAGGGGAUAUACCACCAAGUGGUCUCAGCCCCGCACCUAACAGACCAGAUCCGAGUCAUACUGGGCUUGCCCACCUUAAACAUAUCCACAUCAACCCACUCAGAGAGCGAACAGGCCUCGACAUCCAAGGUGGAAAAUGGUACGGACAGGAACGAAAGGAACAUGUUUGGACAAGAUAUGGACGAAGGUACACUCGAAUAUAACGGAAUUCAGAUAUCUAUAGUAACAAAAACUGUUUGGGCAUUGCUCGCCUAAGAAAAGUAUGUACAUAUUGCAUUGUCGGUGGUCCCACCGUACAUAGAGUGAUAUUUUUUAUAUUUUUAUAAAUACACGCUUUAAAAAACUGUCGAUUUGACUCCUAUUCGAAGUGAUGUUCGUUUAUGCGUUUAGUGAAGACUGGACAUAGUUGUCCGUAUUGUUUUUGAAGCGGAAAAUAGAAGAAACAAUCUUUAGAAAAUUAAAAUGGUGAAGCGAAAGAUUUGUAUAGAUAAGCUAUCUUUUUUAGAUUACCAUUCCAUUCAAAAUUAAAACUACCCUUAUAAGGACGGAUGAUUCGAUUUCAUAAAACACUAGGAAAGGUCAUGUUUGGUAGUUUUUGUUUUUCUCCUACUUGAUUAUAUCUUAUCCUUAUUGUUUUGCCCACCAUUGUAUUGUAAAUAUUGGAUAGUGCCAUUGUUAAAUUGUAUUAACAGAUUUAAUACAUAGACUUAUGUAGAUAAAUAUGACGUACUAAAUCAAUUAUAACAAUAGAAAAAUAAUUAGUGAGCUAGAAAUAGAAUAGACAAGUAUUUAGGGUUGCCAAAAUAUCAAAAUGGGUUUAAUGGGUCAAUUAUGAAUGACGUCAUAUAUCUUAGUUCCUAUUGGCAGGUUCUGCUCUACAUUAGCUGUGAUUAGCACUGAAGCAAUAUUGAUAUAAAAUACUGUAUAUCUCAUUAUAUACAUCAGAAUUAUAUUAAAUGUUAGAACUUUAUAUAAUUUAAAGGGUUAUGCUUUACAGGAGAGUAAACCUCGCAGUAAAUUGUCUGUUGGAAAAUGUUUUACGGCCAUAUGGGCUACGAAAUAUGUUUUAUUAUUUUUUAAUAUGACGCGAGAAAGUAUUAUCUCUAAAAGAAUUUUAUUAAACUUGCAACUGACAAGGGACAGAGACAUAAUUGCUAUUUAAAAUUUCCCAUUUUGGAAUAUACACUUUUCCUUGAUUGUGUAGUAUUCAAACCAUACCAUCAUAAAUUUCGUAUUUUUUUUCAAGAAGUAUGAGGUGAGUGACAACCCUUAUUGACGGGUAAAUAUUUUUUUCGUCAGACUCAGCCUUGCCUUAUUCUUGGUGCUUUACAAAUUCGAAUAGGAGUCAAAACUUUGAAUCGUAGGGUUAUCAAACUUAUAUGCCUGUUAUAUUCUUAAACAAUUUUUGUUUUAAAGACAAAUUAUAUGCAGUAAGUUAUUGUAAGUGCAUCAGUUUGCUGUUUCGUUUCAAAUUAUUGAUUGUUUCGAAUAUAAUUAAUUUUCUAUUUAAAUGGUAAAUUGUAAUCAUAAUUUUAUUAAAGUUUCUGUACCUGCACAAA
Molecule: messenger RNA, 3572 nt
Organism: Trichoplusia ni (cabbage looper)
Lineage: Eukaryota; Metazoa; Arthropoda; Insecta; Lepidoptera; Noctuidae
Gene: Tbc1d15-17
Product: TBC1 domain family member 15
Exons: 11
Coding region: 277-2268 (663 amino acids)
Biological process (GO): activation of GTPase activity
Molecular function (GO): GTPase activator activity
Source: RefSeq, a predicted model, not a curated record